AAGAACACUGUCUUCCUACAGCUCUAGUACCAUUUCUAAAACCACAGUUAAGAAAGUGAUUUAUUUUUCAGAAGAGAAGAGAAAGGAUUACGUCACUUGUUGAGAAAUUAAAGGCUAAGAAAAAGUCAAGGUCCAUGACUGAAAAUAUUACAAUGAAUAAACCAGUUACAAGACGAGGUAAACACACACACUACAAGCUGUACUUAGGCUGGCAACACUUUGACCGUGAGAAGUAUCGGGUAGUAACUGUGAAGAGAGGUGGAGGAACGCGAAUGAUUGAAUAUAAGUCAGAUGAACCAAUAUGUGUCAAAAGUAUCAUAGAGGAGGGAAAGAAACGCUUCUUUCCAAACAAUGAAAGCCAACAGGGAAAACUGAGUGAAAUGGAGAUAGGUCUAGCAAAUUUUGCUGGAAAUGAAAUAACUGACUUUGAGGACUUGGAAGGAAAUCCUUGCAGUUUCCAGGGUUACCUAAAGGCUCAUGGAUUAUAUUCUUCGCAGUCUCAUCUGUAUAUGCGCACAAGAAAGAAAAGUAUUGAGAGCCCACCAUCAUUCUAUGUGAAUGGAAUUCAGGCUGGAACUGUCAAAAUUAAGUAUCAGAAAACAGUUGCAUCCGUGUGACUCUACUAUAUCCUGUUACUCAACUCUUUCUUGCUAUAAUAUGGUUCAUGAUCAUGAACAGGAAUUUGAGCAUUUUCAUUCACAAGAGCAUGGAUUUUUCGUAACUGAAAUCGAAAAUGAUAAUGUGAAGUAUUCUAUCCACAGUCUCAAAAUGUCACCACUGAAAGGCAAAACAAUGUGUUGUUUUAUGGACCAGAUGUUAUAUUUGGCAUUGAAGAAGAUAGUCCGAAUUUCUUAUAACUGGGUGUUUCAGACCCACCAAUUCAUGAUGUGAAGUACAUUUGGGGAAAAAAACAAUGACAUAAUUUAUGCUGACUGCAAUAAACAAUCCAUAAAAGUAAAAGAAGAAGGGGUCUACACACUGAGCAUUGAAGCUGGCACACUCAAAGUUUUCAUAGGGCAACCUGUUGUGGUGACCUUUUCUGGCAGUACUGUCCAUUAUGAGGUAGUUACAUCUGCAACAGUCAGUAACCAAUACUCUGCUACAAGGUUCACAAUUGGAUGGAGAGAGUUCCUAAGCAGUUACAGCGCUUGAUACAGCAAAUGUGAUGGACAUUUCAUCCACUGAUAACAAUGUCUUUAUCAACACCAUGGACUUAAACACCAAUAUUGAUGUUUCUUUUAUAGUUGAAGAGAAAUGGCCCGGACAAAAUAAAGGUAUGGAAAUUAACAAAGGGCAAUGACUCAAAAAUUAAGAAGUGCAGAGUACCGGUCCUUGUGCACUGCACUUCGGGUUAUUGAAAGAAGCAUGCAUACCAAGUUUGAAGUCAAUCAGACUUAUACUGACUCAAUUAUGCUCCGAACAAGCUUUAUGGGACUAAAUAUUGUUACAGGUACUUCAGGACAUACUUUAUGCAGCUUUGAAAACAUCUGAGACUAAGGAACUAAACUUCGGUAUCAGACUAUCAGUAGCUUCUUUUGAAUUUGCCAUGUUUUGUUUUCAAACUCAAAUGAUUGGGAAGUACAAUUGGUACAAAGUGGUUCUACUGACCACAGUGAAA
Molecule: messenger RNA, 1618 nt
Organism: Ruditapes philippinarum (Manila clam)
Lineage: Eukaryota; Metazoa; Mollusca; Bivalvia; Venerida; Veneridae
Exons: 2
Coding region: 135-617 (160 amino acids)
Source: RefSeq, a predicted model, not a curated record